This is a messenger RNA of Pocillopora verrucosa, 588 nucleotides long. The record is from RefSeq and is a predicted model, not a curated record. NCBI's taxonomy places the organism in Eukaryota, Metazoa, Cnidaria, Anthozoa, Scleractinia, Pocilloporidae.
GCGAAUUGUAUCAACACUGACGGCUCUCACAAGUGCACUUGUAAGGAAGGAUACACUGGGGACGGACAGUCAUGCCAAGACAUUGACGAGUGUAGUGAGGUUUAUGGCGUCAAAAUGAACGACUGCCAUCUAAAUGCCUCUUGCGUUAAUACCCAAGGCUCAUACAACUGCUCUUGCAAUCCUACCUAUAUUGGGAAUGGUUCUAUAUGUGAAGCUGAUCCAUGUUAUAAUUACCACAACCCAAGUGGUGCCAACAGAAAAAGCAGUUACAAUACACCGCUCGUUGAUCCAGUAUUUUGUGACGACCAACUCCUUGUGGGAUGGUAUCGUUUUGUGGGAGCUGUAGGAACUAAAAUGCCAACAACGCGUGUGCCAGCAUACAGAUGUGGUGCAGACUGGUCAGGCUGGUUGGAUGGUGCUCAUCCUACAGUGGAUGAUGAUGAAGUUUCCAGGAGGGUCUGCUUUAGCGAUCGUUCUACAGGUUGCAAAUCUUUAAUUAACAUUUUAGUUAAAAAUUGUGGAUCAUUUUUUAUUUACAAACUUGCUCAGCCCCCUAUUUGUUCUUCCCGCUACUGUGGCACGGACUAA